AUGGAUCGAGAGACUAUCGUUGCUGCCUCGCGCAAGCACGACGUUGUGCCUCUCGAGGGAGGCAAGUACUACACGUAUGGUACUGCCGGCUUCCGCAUGAACUCGGAUCUCCUCGACGGCAUCACCUUCCGAGUCGGUCUUCUCUCUGCCCUCAGGAGCCGAAAGCUCAACGGCCAGGCCAUCGGUGUCAUGAUAACGGCCAGCCACAACCCUGCCAAGGACAAUGGUGUUAAGAUUGUCGACCCCAUGGGCGACAUGCUGGAGCAGGAGUGGGAGGUCUUUGCAACAGGGCUCGUCAACUGCCCUUCUCACGAGGUGCUCGCCGACACCUUCUUCAAGAUCGCUGAGAAGCUUAAGAUAGACCUCAAGUCACCUGGAAAGAUUGUGGCCGGGAGGGACACCCGUCCCUCGGGCAUCACCCUUAUGCAGUCGCUGAUCGAUGCCUCCAACGCCACCAACACCUCCAUUGUCGACUUCAAGGUCCUGACCACACCCCAGCUGCACUAUCUGACUCGAUGCAUCAACACCGAGGGAACUCCCUCCUCGUAUGGCGAAGUUAGCGAAGUUGGAUACUACAAGAAGCUCAACGAUGCUUUCCAGCGUUGCCUGCGUGGGAAGAGGGUAACUGGAUCUCUGACUGUUGACUGUGCCAAUGGCGUUGGUGGUCCGAAGCUGAAGGAGUUGCUCAAGCACGUUGACUCUUCAAAGACUGGACUCGACUGCAAGGUGGUCAAUGACGACGUACUCAGGCCCGAGGUCUUGAAUCUCGACUGCGGUGCCGACUACGUCAAGACCAGACAAAGAGCGCCGCCCAAUCCCAAGCCGCAACCUGGUGACAGAUGGUGCUCUCUGGAUGGUGAUGCUGACCGUUUAAUGUACUACUGGAUCGAUCCCGAGUCUGGCUUUUUCAUGUUUGACGGUGACCGCAUUGCCACCCUGGCAGCUUCAUUCAUCGCAGAUCUCUUCCGCACCGCCGGUCUCGACGAGGAUCUGCGCAUCGGCGUUGUCCAGACGGCUUAUGCCAAUGGUGCAAGCACCAAGUACAUCGAGAAGCACCUCCAGCUUCCCGUUGUCUGCACACCCACUGGCGUCAAGCAUUUGCACCAUGCAGCCUGCGCGUUCGACAUCGGCGUGUACUUUGAGGCCAACGGCCACGGCACCGUUCUCUUCUCGACGGAAGCUAUGCAAACCUUUGCCAAGAAGGAACCCCAGUCCCCCGCCCAGAAGGAUGCUCUGGACACCCUCCGAGCUCUCGGCGAUCUCAUCAACCAGACCGUCGGCGAUGCCAUCUCCGACAUGCUCAUGGUGGAAGUCAUCCUGGCGCAUAAGGGAUGGUCGCUCCGCGACUGGGCGGUGACGUACUCGGACCUGCCCAACCGACUGGUGCGCGUCGAAGUGGGCAACAAGGACCUGUUCCAGACGACUGACGCCGAGCGUAAGCUAUCGCACCCGGUGGGCAUCCAGGACGAAAUCGACCAGUGCGUCAAGAAAUACACUAAUGCUCGAUCGUUUGCGCGGGCCAGCGGCACUGAGAACGCCUGCCGGGUCUAUGCCGAGGCGCAGUCGCGUUCCGAGGCCGACGAGCUCGCCAACAAGGUCGCUGCUAUCGUCAAGAACUACGGCGGGGCGUAG
This is a messenger RNA of Pseudomassariella vexata, 1632 nucleotides long. Its product is annotated as N-acetylglucosamine-phosphate mutase-like protein. NCBI's taxonomy places the organism in Eukaryota, Fungi, Ascomycota, Sordariomycetes, Amphisphaeriales, Pseudomassariaceae. The record is from RefSeq and is a predicted model, not a curated record. Gene Ontology annotation, molecular function: magnesium ion binding; phosphoacetylglucosamine mutase activity. Gene Ontology annotation, biological process: carbohydrate metabolic process; UDP-N-acetylglucosamine biosynthetic process. Bases 1 to 1632 code for a protein of 543 amino acids. The transcript has a single exon.